This is a messenger RNA of Trichomycterus rosablanca, 8269 nucleotides long. It is a transcript of the gene arhgap23a, whose product is annotated as Rho GTPase activating protein 23a. Gene Ontology annotation, molecular function: protein binding. NCBI's taxonomy places the organism in Eukaryota, Metazoa, Chordata, Actinopteri, Siluriformes, Trichomycteridae. The coding region runs from base 625 to 6003 and encodes 1792 amino acids. The record is from RefSeq and is a predicted model, not a curated record. The transcript is spliced from 24 exons. Gene Ontology annotation, biological process: signal transduction.
GAGGACGAACAAGGAGGUUCUACAUUCAUGAAUGUGAAUGAGAGAGAAUGAGAGAGAGAAAGUUAAAAAAAAAACAAGCGAGAGAGCAUGAGAGAGUGUAAGAGAGAGCGAGAGAGGACAGGAUAGAGAAGGAUUCAGUGUGUGAUGCUGUUUCUGUGAACUUAGUUCAGGUUCAGAUCAGAUGUGCUUUUCCAGCUGGUUUUAUUGGAUCUCUCGUGCCGCCACGUGCCACACACACACACACACACGUUCACGCCCGCAUACAGCCCGUCUGCUACCCGGCACCGUCUGAUCUGCAGUCUGGAUCUGCCGUCUGGAUCUGCCUUUAUCUGUGGAUGUGCCAGCGCAGGUCGAUCACUCCAUUCUCACGUCCGGGUGUGAAGUGCCACUCGUCGGAUGGAUUAGCUGUGGAAUGCUGAGUGCAGGAGAUGUGGAAUAUGGAGGAAUGUUUCCACUCUUUGGAUUUUUCCCUUGAUGGUUUUGGCUCGGAGGGAACGAGACACAUCUUCAGCUUGGCACAUCUUUGAAGAGUCUUUUCCAUUCGCUCUUAAAAGAGCGGUCAGAGCAGCCGGCCGGUUCUCGUGAAAGUCUGCGUGUGUGUGAGAGUGUUUGUGUUAGUGUGUGAUGCUGGAUGGGUUGCCUGUAAUGAUGCCCGCUUCAUCCCCUCGACUUGAUGCGAUGGAGUGGAGCUUUUGGGAUGCCGUCGGGGUGGACUGUAGCGCCCCUGAGCCGCGCUGCAUCUGGGUGGCUGUGCUGCAUGACAACUCGGCCGUCACGCCCCAACGAGCACACACACCCGAGACCGCAGGUGGUCAGCGCCGGACAGUCCAACAUGAGAACGGGGCUAAGGGGCGAAAAGAUGGUAUCUUGUCAUCCGGUGAGAACCCACGGCCGGUGCUGGUGGGCGGAGCUGAAGGACGGGCUCUAUCCUGGCAGGGCCCACGAACACUGGUACUUCAGAAGAACUCUCAGGGCUUCGGGUUCACGCUGCGCCACUUCAUCGUGUACCCGCCCGAGUCGGCCUUACACACCAGCCUCAAGGACGACGAAAAUGGAAACGGAAAAGGCAUCCAGCGCAGUCGGCUAGAGCCAAUGGACACCAUAUUUGUUAAGAAUGUGAGGGAGAAAGGCCCCGCCCACCAGGCUGGUCUGUGCACAGGUGACAGGCUGGUGAAGGUGAAUGGUGAAAGUGUGUUGGGGAAGACGUACUCUGAGGUGAUCGCGCUCAUUCAGAACAGUGAAAGUGUGUUGGAACUCUCCAUCAUGCCAAAGGAUGAGGAUGUUCUGCAGCUAGCGUAUUCUCACGAUGCCUACCUGAAAGGGAACGAGCCAUUUACAGGAGGAGCCCAGAGUCUUCCGACGCCACCUUCUCUUUGCUACCCACCACGAACACAAUCCCAGUCCCAGCCGAGUCCCAAUUCCUGCCCGAAUACAUCCCGGUCCCCCUACAUGGGACAGAAUCAGUUGGACAACUGGAGCCGCUGGCCCAGCUCCACCUCCAGCACAUCGCCACCACUCGAUAACCGGACGAGUGUUCCCACCACUAACAGUAAGGCCUGGGCGUCAGAGGGGCGCGAAGCAGGAGGCGUCAGUCAUUGCAGCCCAGCCCAUCGUACAGAGGAGAAUCGGUACGGCAUGACUGAGAGAUCUUUCUCGUCCUCGUCUUCCUCGAGCCCGCCCCACGCACUUACUGAAAACCACUGCAAGGACAGCCUGGUGUGGAGCAGCCCGCCAAAACCUGCGCCUUCCAGCCGCAGCGAAUGCACCCAACAGGCCCUCACUAACUGGUACUACAACCAAGUGUCAGAGCGAGAACGCUCGGCCGUUCGCUCGCUACACCCGCGCCAUCGCAGUUUCUCGCAGGACCGGCUAGCAGAGCUAAGUCGAAACAGGCGGAGACAGCAAGCUGAAUUUCCCCACAGCGCUUCUCAGGACACGCUGAUACAUCUGCAGCAGUCAGGCGCAGGACACCAUCCUCCCUGGCCUCAGAUCCUCGCUCCCAUCUGCCAAAGCCGUCCUCGCUCGGAGAGCCUCCUGCGCACUCGCCACGGUCACUCGGGCCGCUCCUUAGAGGCUAUCGACAAGGCACUCAGCCCUCUCUCACCACACAAAGAGAGAUCAGCCUUGCACCAUCAGCCACAGUGGCCAGGCAAGCAGUCGAGCCAGGCGCAACCUAGUACCCGCCAGGCUCAUCGGCAACACCAACUGUCUUCGGAGCCGCAACGUUCUCCGCACCAUCACUCCACUCAACAGCAGCAACACACACCUCAGCACUUGUCACAACAUGCACCCCAGAGCCGCCGCCUGACCUCGUGCCAGAGCGUCGACCAGGAGCUGGUCGGCUACCGCAGCUACAGUCCGUCUUUUAACCGCAAGAGUGGACGAAUCCUGCAGCAUGCACAGUCAUUCCGGGACCCUUCCUACUCAGGCCCACGCCUCAGCUGGACGACCGCAGCCAACACCAGUCCUCCGGAGAGCAGCAUCCCGUCUCCUCCUUGUGACUCGGCCACACAAUCGUCAACCACUGCAAGUAAAGCACCGGAGGGAAGUCAUCGACCGACCAAUCAUAAGAGAGAGGGAGCGGAGGUGGAAGGGGAGAUCAAACAGCAGGUACAGGAGGUGGUGCUGAGGCAGAAGCCACCCAUGGGAAGGAGGGCGGGUCACGGCAACCGACCCCCACAUUAUGCCCUGGCACUCGACGGCAGUGACCCGUUCCUCUUCACGUCCGACCCGGAGGACGCCCAGCAGAACUCUGAGAGCUCCUCGUCCCAACGGCGUGUCAAUGGUAAUCUAGUUCCUUUAUCUGUGGAGGAUGAUUCGCUGGCAUCUAUCCCCUUCAUUGAUGAGCCGACCAGCCCGAGCGCAGACCUGCGGGCGUGUCACAUCCCCGCCUCGUCGGUAGUGUCCAGCGGUGGCCUUAGGUCUGCCCCCGCUGUGGGGACCAGUCCCGCCUCACACACCUUCACCUUCCCCCUCAGCCGCCUCUCCUCCCACGACUGCAGCAGUAUCAAAUCCAGUCGGCGUUCGUCCUACCUGCUGGCCAUUACCACCGAGCGCUCCAAGUCAUGCGACGAAGGCCUCAACACCUUCAGAGACGACGGACGAACCUUCUCGAGAGUGCCUAAAAGAGUAAAAAGCUUCUUUGAUGAUGGGUCUUUGGACAGUCUUGGUGCUGCUGAGGAGGCUCGAUCUAAACGUCACUCUGCCUCUGAGCUGGGCAGCAUCAGCUACACUGAUAUCAGGAAAGAGGGCUGGCUUCACUACAAACAGAUUCACACAGAAAAGGGCAAGAAGGUGGGCAGUGCAAUUCGUCCCUGGAGACGCGUCUUCUCGGUGCUGCGCUGCAACUCUCUUCACCUCUACAAAGACAAGCGAGAGGCUUUGCUCAAGGGCUCGGCUCUGGGAGGCGGGUCCGAGGACGAACAUGUGAUCAGGAUCAGCGGCUGCCUGGUGGACAUCGCGUACAGUGAGACGAAGCGCAAGAACGCACUUCGACUGACCACGCAGGACUUCUGCGAGUACCUGCUGCAGGCCGAGGAUCGAGACGACAUGCUGGAUUGGAUCCGAGUGAUUGGAGAUAGCAGCAAGAUGGAGAGUGAGGAUUUGGGUUUUUCUCGGCAAGCUCUCAUCAAUAAGAAACUAAAUGAUUACAGGAAGCAGAGUCCAACCAGCAACAAACCUGACUCGUCUCCCAGAGUGCCACGCAUGGCUUUCCUGCACACAAAGACCGAGAACAGCAGUGCCCCCCCACGCUCCCCUAAACACGAAGCCAAAGAGGAGAGCAGUCCUCCCAAAUCUCCAUGGGGCAUCAACUUCAUGAAGAAGGUGAAGAAAACUGACCCUAAAGCGUUUGGUGUACGACUGGAAGACUGCCAACCCGCCUCCUCUCACAAGUUUGUUCCACUGAUUGUGGAGAUCUGCUGUGGCUUGGUGGAGGAGAUGGGUCUGGAGUACACGGGGAUCUACAGAGUACCGGGCAACAACGCUGUCGUGUCCAACUUACAGGAACAGCUCAAUAAAGGAUGUGACAUCAACACUGCGGACGAGAGGUGGCAGGACCUAAAUGUGGUGAGCAGCCUUCUCAAAUUGUUCUUCCGAAAGCUUCCGGAACCCCUCUUUACUGACGACAAGUACAAUGACUUCAUAGAGGCCAAUCGUAUGGAGAACCCGAACGACAGACUAAAAACUUUAAAGAAACUGAUUCAUGACUUACCAGAUUAUUACUUCCACACGCUGAAGUUUCUGAUUGGUCACCUGAAGAGGGUCGCAGAUAAUUCUGACAAGAACAAGAUGGAGCCUCGUAACCUGGCGCUGGUGUUUGGCCCGACUCUCGUCCGAACCUCAGAGGACAACAUGACAGACAUGGUCACCCACAUGCCCGACCGCUACAAGAUCAUUGAGACUCUCGUCCAACAUUAUGCAUGGUUCUUCAGUGAAGAACACGACAAGGAUGAAAAAACUCCUGAGGACACAGAGGAUGUUCAGCCUGCCCCCAAUAUAGACCACCUCUUAUCGAACAUCGGCCGAACCGGCCUUUUGGGGGAGAUUACAGACUCAACCAACAGUGAUUCUGCUAAAUCAAAGGGUAUAGCGGGGUUAAAACGUGACGUCUCAGCCAAGGAAUUUCUGACAACACUGGCCAUCGUGUCUGCUGUGACUCGCAGGCGCAGAAGACGCCCCGCCGCGCGCCUCCUGGGCAGCAGCACCGAUGACGACUCCGAACAAGAGCCCAUCAGAACUGAUGUCAACUCGGAGGGAAAGCUGAUGGAAACCAGGGCGUGUGAAUCUGACACCGCUCCGCGUGCAGAGGCAGAAGAGGACGACGUCGAGGAAGAGGAUGAGGACAGGGCAGAGAAAGAGGAAGAGCACCAGACUCAAGAUAAGGUUGUUCCCAGUGUGCCAUGCUUGGAGGAGGUUAGAUCGGUACUUCUGAGUGAAGAAGAAGACCAGCAGUCCGAGGUGAAAGGACGAAGCUGGAGAGGUGAAGAUGCCCGCUCGAUAGUUUCGGGUUACUCCACUCUGUCCACCCUGGGGCGGAGUUUAGCGUCUGAGGGUCGGGGCGAGGACGCAGACGACGAACAGAGCGAGCUAGUCAGCGAGACGGAUAACGAAAGUGGCUUCGCCUCGCGCUCUCUGACUCAGGAACGUCCUGAGAAGCGCACACCACCCCCAACGCAAACACACGCCUCACCAGAACCGACUGCACCUCGUAGUUUUCUGUACACACACCACAAAUCAGCCACUUCUGCAUCCGCACCUCCAGAUCCUGCUCCUGUUUCAUCUAAACUAAUCCCACCUGAAACUGUCGAGAAAGGAACCGAGGGCGCGGGACGCUCCUCCACUCCGUCCACCUCAUCCUAUUCAUCCACGGCCUCCCAGCGCCUCCACAACCGGUCCGCCUUUAACUCGCAUCGCCUCAUACAAUGUGACACCUUGGCACGUCGCCGGACAAAAUUCGAGAAGACCAAAGCGCACUCCUUAGAUCCCCUAGAAGUCUCCAGUGGUUCAGCCACAGAGGACUCUAGCGUAGGUCAAAAAAGACCCACCGCACUUGACUCCUCCCCUUCCCGCUCACCUUCUUUACGGACCAAACCAGCAUCAGAAAGUGGACGCCAGAUUACGCUGCCCCUUGUUUCUGAUGGCAUCUCCUCUUCCUCCAUAGGGCAGGGAUCACUGGCCGAGCAGGUCCGCGCCCGCCUGCUAGGGUCAGCCGAAGAUCUCCGUUUCACCGGUUUGAGAAAACCGCUCUCGCCUGAAACGCGCCGGAGGCGACGAGCCUGGAGGAGGCACACGGUAGUGGUCUCACCUACUAGCAACCCUCAGAAAACUGUAACGACCCCUAACUCCGGCGUUAACAACAACAACAAGCCCCCAGCUCCACCACCCAAACCUGUCAGUCUAAUCAGGCGCCCCGGGGAUCAACCCCUCCCACAGUGUUCGGCAGUCGAUGCUUCUUUGGCACGCCGGGCCCCGUCUACCUCCCGAUUCCAUGAAUGCUUGUGACAGUAGGGAGCACACUACAAGCUACAGGCUGUGUCUCAUUCGCAGCUGCUCCGCUUGCCUGGCGCAGGGUUUUCAGCAUUGCCAAAGUGGACCAUUUUAUUGCUUUUUUUAACAUAGUGUUGCACUAUGUAACGUUUUAUGGAACCGCCAAAACAUUUGCAUUAACAAGCUUCUGAAGCUGUAUUGCACAUAAAAUGUGUAACCAAUCAUUAUUUUACUUUUAAAUUAAAGGAAUGCUCUAGCAUUCAUCAAUCUCAUCACUUACCAAACAAGCAAAUAGUUCAACGUGAUUUACUGUGUACUAGAAUGAGCAAAAAUGACAUGAAACACACUUCUAAUAGAAAUCCAAGGGCACUUAAAUUUUGUAACUAUUAAAAACUACAACCAUUACACUUUUAGGUCAGUAUUUGGAGUUAAGUUAUGCAUAUUUGGGCAGUUAAAGGGGACAAUCACACUUGCCUAUUAUUUAAUAGCAGAGCUUUAAAAGCUUAAAAAUGUCAUUGUUUUUUGUCAAAAAUGAAGAAGAAAGAGAAGAAAAAGCCUGAGAAAACUGGACCCAUGAUAUCACUGUCUGUAAAUAACAGAGGAAUAGCCCCACUGUUACUGUUAUAUUAUAUUAUUAUUGUCCAUGUGGGCUCAGUUCAUUAGGUACUGAAUCAUGGAUUGGAAGGUUGAAGGUACAAGCCGGCCAGCACCAGGCUGGUACACAUCAAGCAGCGCAACAAUGAGCAGCAGUUAGCAGGCAGUGAAGCUGGAAUAACUGAAGCAAAAUAACGUUUAAUGAGGCACAGAGGCUGCCGAUUAAGGAACCAGCACUGUCAGUCAUCUGCGCCCAUCAGUGGCAUGGCAUGUGGACAUAAUACUAUAAUCUGCUUUCCCAGCCUUGCCCUGUCCUAUUCUGAGUGUAUUACAGUUUUGCAUUCAGUGUUUCAGUAAUUCCAUAACUAGCCUAAGCAGUCAAAUAAGGCUGAAUAAUUUCAAGUUUUUCCACGGCUUUAUCCUGGUCAGGGUUGUGAUGGGGUCCAGUUUCCCCGGUAUACUAUGCAGUAACAUACCCUGGACAGGAUGCCUUGGCCAUCCUCCUCUCAGACAUAGCCAAUCAUGUUUGUAUUCAGAUGCCUGAUUGGCUGAUAACACUGCUGGUGACUGAACUCUGGAUUCCAGUUGUAGUGGGCUGUGUAAUUUACCUGUGCACCGAAUAUCACGUUAGUAAAUUUUUUUCAAUAGAAUGAUUAACUACAAUUUACCUAUUUAUUUUACACUUGUACACUUAAAUUACAAUUUAACUAUUAACUAUUAACUGCCCUUGAUCUUUCAUUAAAAGUGUGUUUCACAUAAGUAGUUUUGUUAUUUUCUGUUAUUUUAGUUACCAUACAGGUUAAAUGUAUGAAAUUUAUUGUACGUUUAAUCACACAUAAGCUACAAAUGUGACGGAAAUAAAUUCGAUCGGAAAGCUCUGGACUGUUCCUUUAAACUUCCAGACUGUGAUGGUGGAGGUUUUACCACCUAUUUUUUCUGUUACUAUAAAAUGCUACCUGAUCGCAGGUUCACCUCUGUAACACCCACACACAGAAACACACACACUCACCAUGCUUUACUUCAGGAAAAUAUUAAUGCAGUAUUAGCAAGACGUUGUCAACAUGAAAAGUGUUGAAACUAAGGACGAUUGACCUUUGACCCCGUGUGUAACUUUUGUCACUUACUGUUACAUAAAAAAGAGGAAAUGUAGUGUGUUUAUGCUGCGUGAGCACACACACGUUCACACACUGAGCAUGCACUGUUCGGUCUAAGCAUUUCCCUGUCUGUGUAUAGUGUGUAUGUAUGCUGAACUAUUUUGUAACAUUUGUACAAAGCCUUGCUAAGUUAAUCUUGUAAAUAUGCAUAUAUUUGUUUUUUGCUUUCUUUUAUUUCUUUAUGGUUUACAAAAGUGCACUUAACGUGCGCCGUCAUUUCUUUUUAAGAUGUUACUUGAAAUUGUUUCUUUAAUGUUUUAAUUUUGUAUACAGUAUAUAUUAUAUAUAUAUUUUGUAUAAAUAUAAUAAGUACUUUUGUUUGGAUUUACUGGGGUGUACACGUUUUUAACGACGCAAAUAGAACUAAAUGACUGUGGACUGUUCCUUAUUUCCUUAUAAAUGGCCUUUUCUCUGUGACUUACAAGUACUAUGCAGAAAUCUAUACACCUCAAGUCAAAGAAAAAAACUUUAACCUGCAAACAAGUGUCUAAGAUGUGUUACACGCUAUAAUAAAUUCCUUAUUGCUGGGCAUU